Neohortaea acidophila is the source of this 1498-nucleotide messenger RNA. RefSeq names its product TfdA family taurine catabolism dioxygenase TauD. The record is from RefSeq and is a predicted model, not a curated record. Lineage: Eukaryota; Fungi; Ascomycota; Dothideomycetes; Mycosphaerellales; Teratosphaeriaceae. The coding region runs from base 298 to 1455 and encodes 385 amino acids. Gene Ontology annotation, cellular component: cytoplasm. Gene Ontology annotation, molecular function: 2-oxoglutarate-dependent dioxygenase activity. The transcript is spliced from 3 exons.
UGAACACUCCCAGCGUUCACGUCAACUCACAAGGAUGUGCUGCUUAGUAGCUCGUCUUCUCGCAGAAGCAAAGCGGACUUGAGAGCGCGGGAUCGGCCGAGAAGUCAGAUUCGUGGGAUACAAAGACACGACUCCUCCAGCGUAGCUGAGAACAUCUCGAAGCUGAUAUGCCGUGAUCGACUACAGCGUCCAGGCCCAGUUUUUUGCCUCAACCACUGUUAUGUCUACCCUUGUUUACCGUCUUUCACUCGUCUUUCUCCAUUUCGUGUUAUAUUCUCGUCCGAUGUACUAGUCCUAAUGGCGCCAACAGCAAUCGCAGAUGUCGAGAUCGACAAGCCUGCCCUCAAUGGAGCUUCCAAAGCCCAGAACGGCCAUGCCAAAGCCACUCAUGUCAAGUUUCCUCUCCAGUCUAAUGGCUCAUUGGACGGCUACAACUUCAAGGACCUAACGCCGUGUAUCGGACGUGAAUUUCCUACCGCCGAUCUCGCCGAGAUGAUCAACGCCCACAACGCUGAUGAACUUCUCGCCGAGCUGGCCCUGACAAUCUGCCAACGUGGCGUCGUCUGGUUCCGCAAACAAGACAACCUCACCAACGACCUGCAAAAGAAGCUCAUCCUCCGCCUCGGCGAGCUCUCCGGCCGCCCCGAAACGUCCGGCCUGCACAUCCACCCGGUGUUGAACAGCGAGGGCGAUGUGGGCGAGAACCGCGAUCCCGAUCAACAAAUCAGCACCAUCAGUUCCAAAUUGUUUACCAAAAUCUACGGCACUCACCCGGAUGCUGCUCUCUGCCAGAAAAAGCAAUCCGCCGAUCAGUGGCACAGUGAUAUCGCUUUCGAGCCUGUUCCCGCAGAUUUCUCGAGUCUGAGAUUGACCGAGUUGCCUAAGACUGGUGGUGACACCCUAUGGGCGAGCGGAUACGAACUCUACGACCGCAUCUCGCCCCCCGUGCAAAAGUUCCUCCAAGGCCUCACCUGCUCCUUCGGCCGGCCGGACUUCAUUGAAGCCGCCAGACGCGGAGGCUUCCAACUCUACGAGAAGCCCCGCGGCGCAGCGGAGAACAUCGGAGGCGAGCUACGCGCCGUCCACCCGGUCAUCCGCACGCAUGCCGUCACCGGCUGGCGCAGCCUGUACCCCGUCGGCCAGCACACGCAAUUCAUCAACGACGUGACGGAGGAGGAGAGCGAGAUGCUGCUCGGGUGGUUUAAGAAGCUGUUGAAGGAGAAUCACGAUUUGCAAGUGCGCUUUCACUGGGAGAAUGCCAACGAUAUUGCGAUUUGGGAUAAUCGCUGCACGUUCCAUUGCGCUACGUAUGAUUUCAUGGGGUUGGGGGAUCGCAGUGGGAACCGGGCUGUGGGGUGUGGUGAGAGGCCGUAUUUUGAUCCGGAGAGCAUGGGUAGGAGGGAGGCGUUGGAGGCGAGCGGGAAGGAGUUUGGGAAGUGGUUUAUGCUUCGAUGAGAUGGACUUUUUGAAAACAGGUACACAGAGUACAGAGCAACGC